Molecule: messenger RNA, 5651 nt
Organism: Plectropomus leopardus (leopard coralgrouper)
Lineage: Eukaryota; Metazoa; Chordata; Actinopteri; Perciformes; Serranidae
Gene: znf518b
Product: zinc finger protein 518B
Source: RefSeq, a predicted model, not a curated record
UCCAAGCUAACGUUAGAGCAAAGCGGCUCGUUUGGCUGCCCUGAAAAGCGUUAAUAUCGCCUCAACUGAAAGGAUCUAUUCACUUUAAAACAUACAACAGAACAAAACACAACACGCAUAAAAGAGUGAAGACGUCUCAGUUUUCAGCUCACGGUUGGUCCCCCUCUGCGUGAUCGCAGCCUCUGUGGGCUGCGCAGCCAGAUGACCAGCAGACCUCAUCUCUCAUCAUGAAUCCUGUCAGCUACCAUAGCAUGCUGUCGUCUGUGAGCGGUGGACACCCCAAUCUGGUCUUGGAUCGUGUAUUAAGCACUUCAAACUUGAAGAGUUGUCAGAAAUGUGGAUUUGCUUCUGCAGACGCAGCAGAGUUCAAGAAGCACAUGCUCGAGCACAGAGGGCUGACGAGGUUUUACUGCUUUUACUGCAACAAAGUGUCAUUCAGUGAGGCAGAGUUAAACGCUCACCUGAAGCAACACAAUUCAACGUAUCCGUUCAAGUGUCCGCACUGUGGACAGGGCUACAUGAGGAGGCUGUGCCUUGUGAAACACAUUGACCGUUUGCACAGUAAAAGCAUCAGUCAAGUUCCUGCUAAGCCAUGCACGAUAAAAAAUCCACAUGUCUCCAGUGCCUUAUCAAGUGUGCCCACUGCUGAUCCAUCACCACUUCGACCAGCUGUUCGGGUGACGGUGCCCCCUCUGAGUACACCUGCAGUCAGACUGGGUAAAGAUGAACAGAGAGGGAAAACACUGGAAACACACACAUCACAUGGCACCAACGGUAACACAGAACUUUUGCCCCCUUUAAAUGGAGUCAUUCAGCAGAACAGAGCUCUGACAGUUUCUCUCCCAGAGGAGGUAACGAUCCCCGCUGGCUGUUUGGUUGAACUUGUCGAGGUGAAAACUGUCAACGGGACAAAGGAGCUAAAGUUAAGGCUCGUCUCCCAACAAGAAAACGAGUCCGUGAUAAAAGACACAAGGACUGCGGUCUCUCAAAACACUGCAGCGGGAAAGCCAUUCUUAUCCAUGUUAAACCAUCCAAACACGGUAAAGUCUGCGAGCAUGGGGAUGUGCAGCGUCAACAGGAAACAGUGUGAUACAAAGACUGUGAAUGUGGAGCGUCCUGCUGAGCGCUCAGGCAGUGUUUCCAAAAGCAUCCCGAGUCAAGUUAGCAAAGACAAAGGUGGAUUAAAAAGAGCAUCGCAAGAAGUGAUCAACUUAGAAAGCCACCCAGUCAUUCCAAACAAGGUCCCCAAAAGCAUCCUGAACCCUAUAAGAGAAGGAAACAGCGGAGUUAAAGUUACACAGAGAGAACCUGUUAAUCACAAUGCAGCUCUGCCGUCUGUUAUCUCCAACAGGGCCAUCAACAGGUUCACACGCACCCUGCAUCCAGAAAACAUGGGAGCGUGUGUUUCUCAGAGGGCGAUAGAUGACAGGAAGAGUUUAAUUCCUGAGCAUUCCAAGAGCAUCCCACCCAGGAGAGCGACUGACCUAAAAAUCUCUGCAGAUAACAUGUCGGUGGCUGUUAAGGUGGAACCAGGGGAGAUGAAAAACAACACGCCUUCAAAAAUAAAGAAAGAGGCGCUGGAUUUGAACCAGCAAAAAUCUCCUGCCUUGAGUGUUCUCUUAGGUGCACCUCCCCAAGUGAGGCCUCCAACGACUUUGGUUUCCAAGGAUAAUGUUGCAAAGUCAUCCUUUUCAAUACCCAAGACUCUAAAUGAGCCGCCCGCAGUCAGAAAACCGGUGCUUUCCAACCGCACAAAUUCAAAAAUGUCGGCUUGGACCCAGGAAGUCAGAUCCAAUGCCGGAGAAGGAGACAUGCCGGAGCCUGAGGGGUUUCCCGUCAUCUCGUCUGUGUUUUCUUUGAGUCAACAACCAGAGGACGUCCAAGGCAACAUGCAACCUCUUGUAAUGGCUCUGCGCGGUAUAGUGAUGGAUAAAAGUAACAACUCCAGUAGUACAACACAAGAUCACGUCAAGAUAAGAAACAGCACAGAGCAGGUGAAGGAGGUGCCAAAGAUGAGGUUCUGUGCUCGGAUGGCCACAAAAGAUGGAUCGAUCAACGGCAACCUUGUAUUGACAGAGCAGACCAAUGAGUCUGUGAAAGUGGAGGAGCACGAUAAAGGUAUUCAGCACCCUCCUGUACCGACCAACAACCACAUCCAUGUCAAAAAGGAAAAGAAAAGCAUUAAGCCAACAGACAGUAAGGAAUGCAGUAACACUCCUGCUUCCAUAUCUUCGACAUAUGAGGAUUCGGUUUCCACGUGUGUAAAUGCUCCGGAGUCUCUGCAGCAAUCGGCAAAAAGUGAGCAUGACAUCUCAAAGUUCCUCACCGUGUCUCUGAAAAGGGUUCAACUUGGCAUCUGGAAAAAAAGCAAAAAGGGAUUGAAACUUAGGAUAUCCAAAUACAAGACUCAGGUACCCAUGAGAAGUCUUUCAGAUUGCACUGUUAUUUACCCAAUGCCGCUGAAGGUGGACCAGCUGGUGAAACGACCGGGCCCCAACCAGCCUGUGGUGGUGCUCAAUCACCCAAAGCCCCGGGUGUCCGGUCAGGGAGCGAGGGUGGACUCUUUAGCGAAUGCCCCUGUGGUGGCUCCAAAGUGCCAAAUCUUAAAAAUGAGGCUGAGCAAAGUGAUGGGGCAGAAGUAUGAGGUGAUGGGGUGCACUGUCGGAGUCUUUCCUUGAACGCAUUAGUGGAGAGAAGUGUACAUUAAUGAGAACUAGCACUACAAUGGGAGGAUGCUGACUUAAAAAAAGACAAAAUAUUAGGGCAGUUAUUUUCUUUAAAGAAGCAUUAGAUUUAAAAAGAACGGACAUCUGCUUAUCACUGAACUUUGUGUUAUAUGUUUAUACAGGCAUGGGAUAUGGAUUACUUAAGUGCAAUGAUAUGAAAAAUGGACCAUCUGCUGUAGUUGAUUGCAGUCAGUGAUACACAUGUUAAGUACUGUUUAAGAAGUUUGAGAAAGCAGGCAAUUUGUCAAGAGUUGAGGCGAAAAUGCAUGCUGUUCACUUUAACAUAUUUGCAUCAGUAUUGUUUUGCAGUUCAUCUGGCUCCUGCUAGAUACACCCUGAAUUUGAUGUGCAACACCUGAGUUUUAAAAUCAUUGUGUCCUUACCUGCUCAGGAUGUUUAAAAUGCCAUUAAGAUGUGGGACAUGCACAGCUCCCUAUUUAACAAUGGAAACGAGUGGUGAAUAUUAAGGAUAUACUAUGCAGGAUUUUCGUAAUCUGAGUACAGACAGAGCAGCAGAACGUCAGGCGCAUUAUAUGUCAAAGUCAACCACUCAUUGUGUUGAGUCUAAAAGUUUGCAUUCACUGGCAGCAGCUGCUCCUCUCGCCAUUGAUCUGCCUACCCGCCUGCGCUGUGCUCACAAACCCAUUUGUGGGUGUUUACAAAUAAUAUCCAACAAUCCUGCACAGUAUAACUUAAAGUAAUGAUCAAAUGUUAUGUGAGAUGUCAUUUCUUUUGGGUGAAACCUCAUAUUAAAUUUUUAGCACAAAUAUAUACAUUGAAAAAAUGCCUUGUGCCAGUAUAAACCCCCAUUUUCUGUUGUUAAAACCAGUCCACGGCGAGGGACACAAGGCACUUACAAGCCUAUAAAAAGUUUUACUUCUUGGACAGUGUCCCUGCUUUCUUCAUUUGUUGGCGAAAACAGGUUGUUAUAUACACAGAUGCUGCAUCCUAAUUCAGGAGCUGCAUCCAACAAGUCAGCACUGUACAAGUGGUGAAUAAGGCCCGUCCGAUAUCAAAUGCUAAAAGAGAAAUGCUGCUUUGUUUGAGCUCACAUGCAGUAUCAUAAGCCCCUUUUACACACAGAUUGCGUCAUAGAGCCGCUAUGAAGUCCCUUUUUUACAUUGCCUUUUCAUUUUUACACAGAACCAAAACACAGCAGCAUUAUCCCGCUCUAGUGUGUAAUUUUAAAUAGCCUGCUGGCAUCGUGGAAACAAGAGAGGCAUUUAACACAACCACAUCAGACUCCAUUGUGACAUAGAACAUACGUACAUGUCAGCGGCGUAACGUGUCAAGUACAAACAUUUAGCGUCUCUGUUACUUGACCAUUGAUCUCGUCCUCUGCUCGAAUGGUAAGGAGCUCCAGAAUCUCAUUGUUUUUCGGAUUUGUGGACUUUUAUGGCUCCCAUGGUGGGUCGCAUGUGUAACACGCUAUCAAAAUGAUACACCUGUCACGCCCAUGAUAUCAUCCUGCCGACAGAGAAAGUAUAUACAGAUGGGCGAGGCAGCAUAAUGGCACAAUAUUCCCGCCUUGGAACAGUCAGUGUAAAAGGGACCAUAUGUGUAUCUUUCAGCAUUGGCCAGAAGUGUAGUGGUGCAUUCAGGCACUCUUUGCAAACUCUUACAUUUGGGAGAUAUUGCAUGUCAUAUUCUCCACACGGUCAUCAGUCACUGGUAAAUUCAUCAGAUUAACUGGACCAGUAAAAAAGACACGUAUAGGUGUAAAUAAUGGAAGCUGGGGAUGCACACCACUGUUUAUCAGUUUGAAUGUGUUGUAAAUCACCCGAUGUUGCAGAGAAACGGACGAAACGUUUGAGUGCCGUCCCUCGUUUUGUGUGAAGUGAAAUGUCACAGCUGUACUUUAAACUUGGAAUGUGCCCCAGCUUCUCACACCAGUUUACCACUUUGCUGGCCAUACUUGGUGAUACACGUUAAUGUUUUUGAUUUUAUCUGCUGGCGACCAGUGCCUGAGAGUUUGAGAGUUUUUGUGUCUGAGAGACCGGAGCUAAAAGCUUAAGUUUUGACAAUACUAAUAUUCCAGAUGGAUUAAAAAAAAGUUAAUUCAAAGAAGUAUUCUGCAUUUUUAUUUACACUUUCAGUCUUAUUUAAAUCUGAAUUUCAGGAACACAGUGUAAUUUUUAUUAUUUUUACCACAUUAGGUGUUAGUUUUCUUAAAAUGCCAAUGUGUAAUUCAUCACAUAUAUUUUGUAAUUAACUUAUUGGAGGCCCCAGAAACAAGUGUUAAUGCCAUGUUGAGUGAUUGUAAUUCCUUGUGCCCUACAUUUUGCUCCUUUUUUAAAAAAAAAAUAAUGAAAUAAAUGCCAUAUCAUCCAUGUAUAGCCUCUUUGCAGCUUUAAACAGAGGUGCAAGAUGGAGCAGACAAAAGCAGCUGGUUUAUUACUGUAACAGAAAGACACGUUUGUGUUUUAUCUUAUCUGUACAUACAAAGUGACUGUGGUGAUUCUGGGAACCUGUUAAAACUUGUAUGAUUUUCAAAAAGGACACUUUGCAGAUCCGUUGCUCUUCCUACGACUGCAUAUCAACACUCUUGUCUAUAAUGUAACCAAGAUGUAUCAGGUGCUAGACCUAUGAUCCUAUGUAAAGGUUUUGGUUGCCCAGUUUUUAUCGUGUAUAUAUGUUUCAAUCACCCACAGAUUCUAUUGUGUAUAUACCUAUACAUCUAAAAUGUGAUAUCUGUUGUUGAUACUCAGUAGGGAAUGGAUUACAUUCCACAGCCUCUUCUGCAGCAGCAGUAAUGUUGUGCUUUAUUAUCCUAACACUGCAGUGUCUGAACCUGCCGUGUUGUUUUUGUUUUAUAAAUAUAUAUAUAUAUAUAUAUAAUUAUAAUUAUUUUAAAGGUGUUUAGGGUGUGACUGUUGUUUCUGAAUGUUUUUACUUUGCCCUUCAUUCAGUCCUCAUGCGUGUUAG